UAACUGCUCGGCACGGCGUCCAGCCUCCUUUCAUCAACCGAAAAAGAUAUUAUGCGAUAGCACUACCAUGAGAGAGGUGAUAACAAAGUGUCCGUGGCGCCUUUAAAACACAAACAAAGAUGGAGGACGACCUGGCGUCGGAGGAUGAUAUCCUGCUGUGGUCAGAAAAGGAGUUCCACGAUGCUGCGAAGAGGAACGACCCCGAGAAAAUGCAAGAACUGAUCAAGAAAGGUGUGGACGUCCAGGCCAAAAAUAAAAUAGACCGUAAAGCCCUGCACUGGGCAGCAGGAGCUGGGAACGAAGAGGCUCUACGUCUCCUACUGGCCCAUGACCCGGAAGUUGACGAGAGGGACGCUUUUGGCAUGAAUGCUCUGCUUCUGGCAUCGUGGUUUGGUCACCUAAAAGUCCUGCAGAUCCUGGUGUCCUGUGGAGCAAAGCUCAGCUGUGAGAACAAAGAUGGUCUGAGUAUGCUGCACUGUGCGGCCCAGCGAGGCCACAUCAGAGUGCUGGAGUUCAUCAUGGAGGACCUGGAAGACAUCUGUCUCGACAGAGUUGACAAGUUAGGGAAGACAGCGCUUCACCUGGCUGCUGAACAUGGACAGUUUGAAGUGGUGGAGUUUCUGAUUGGAAUGGGCUGCACACAUGGUUUAAAGGACAAGGAAGAGAACACAGCCGUGCAUCUAGCAGCCAAGUGUGGGCACACUGAGGUCCUGCAGAAGUUGGUGGAGACCGGCGUGGAUGUGGACGAGAGAAACAUCGAGGGUCUCACAGCGUUGCACCUGGCAGCUGAUGGAGGUCACUACGAGUGUGUCAAACUGCUGCUGGAGUCCGGCUGUAAUGCCAAUGCACUAACUAAUAAGAAUAGGACUGCUCUCCAUUGUAUGGCUCAGCAUGGCUUCGACAGAGAGGCCCGUUUGCUGCUGGAGGCGGGAAUCAACAGAGAUGCUGUAGACAAUCAACACAACACAGCACUGCACUUAGCUGUGUUCAACAACCACCCCGAGGUUUUACGGCUGCUUAUAGAUGCUGACUGUGACCUGGACAUGACUGACAGUAGACAACAGACUGCGUUGCACCUGGCAGCAGAGCACGGCUGGCAGGACAUGGCUGAGAUGAUGCUGAUCUCUGGAGUUAACCUCAAUCUGACCGACAAGCAGGGGAAACGGUGUCUGGAGGUGGCCGCCAGAGGAAACCAUGUCAUCCUGGUCGACAUGAUCAUCAAAGCUGACCGCUUUUAUAAAUGGGAGAAGGAUCAGAUGGGCAGUGAGCAGGACUCCUGGGUGGGAAAGCCUCUGAGCUUCAAGCAGGACCAUCAACCAGAGACGCAGCACCUCCGGUCGGUCCUGUGGAGCCUGGCCACCAAGCACCUGUGCCGCGGGGAGUGGAAGAUCCUGGCUCAACACUGGGACUUCAGCGACGCGCACAUACGAGCUAUAGAGCAACAGUGGACAGGUAUGAAAAGCUUCAAAGAGCAUGGCCACCGAAUGCUGUUAAUCUGGCUUCAUGGAGUGGUGAUGGCGGGGGAGAACCCGAUCAAAAGCCUCUACGAGGGGCUGGUGGAAAUCUCACGGACGGACUUGGCAGAGUGCAUUCGGCAGAAGGCAAAUGCAGAGACCACCUCUCCCAAAAUGUGCUCUGCAAUGUGAUCAACACUGUGAGAGACUGCGAAGGCAACACAACUCAUCCAAGGUUUCAGUUCACUUCAGAACUUUAUUGAACUGCCCAGAACUGAGCCCAUGAAAAAAAGCUUUGUACUAUCCAUGGCAUGACUUGUUUACAUAUUCACACAGAGAAUAUACUGUGAUUGUUCUGAAUUUAGUUCACAGAGAAUUUAUUUUCCUUUAGGGUCAGGAACAUGGUGGUUGUAAACCUGUGAAAUACCUGGUGAAAAUGUACAAAUCCAUUUAUUUGUUGGUUUUAUUAAUGCAUGAAGUGCAUUUCUGCUGGCACUACUCAUAUUGAAUUGUUUCUCAGUUAUCUGUACACUAAGGGCUUUUCAGCACAUUCAGCUUAAUAUAAUGUGAUGAUUUCUCCUGCAAUGUUUCACCAAGUUCCUCUUCCUCAAAGCUACAUUGAGGGAUAUAGGAGGGGGAGCUAAUACUGCGUUCCAUUUACCUCGGAACUCCGAAGCCGGAGCUGGAAAUUACGUCACAGCCGAGUUGAAUGCGUUCCAUUAAAACAUAUUGGAUUUCACAGUGGGGUUAGCUCUAUCAAGGUUAGCCAUUGUUAGCAAUAACAGUUGAUAACAACACAUUACACUGUAUUUCUUUGCAUACAAACAGUGUAACAACAUGUCCAAAGAUAGAAGUUGGACAGGACUGUGUGCAAGACUGAUUUAAUGAGACACAAGUAAGACAGAAGAGCUAAUAAACUGUAUGCUACUACAGCUUUCACUGCUGUUGAUGCAAGGGGCAGCGGCAUGUUGGAUUUCUCAGGGUGCUCCGACUUUCCGAUUCCAAAAUCUGACUUCAAGGGGCGUUCCUUUUGAAAUUCUGACUUCCAAAUACAAAUGGAACGCACCAUAAGGCUCCAAAACACACUACGAAACUAUUUGUUAUGGCUAAUAUGUUAUAGGAGCAAAGAGUUGCCCAUUUCAGCAUCCAGCAGACACUGAUGAACAAGUGAUACUCUGCCGGUCUGAGCUAGUUUGGAAAAGACUCUGUGUUUGCGUUUAUUCGGAAGCCUGACCAGAGUGACUAGGAAGGUGAUCGGAGGCUGGAUUAUGCUCGUUCAAAAUGAGUUCUUGU
Molecule: messenger RNA, 2747 nt
Organism: Perca flavescens (yellow perch)
Lineage: Eukaryota; Metazoa; Chordata; Actinopteri; Perciformes; Percidae
Gene: ankdd1a
Product: ankyrin repeat and death domain containing 1A
Exons: 15
Coding region: 120-1646 (508 amino acids)
Biological process (GO): signal transduction
Molecular function (GO): protein binding
Source: RefSeq, a predicted model, not a curated record